Molecule: messenger RNA, 6988 nt
Organism: Nycticebus coucang (slow loris)
Lineage: Eukaryota; Metazoa; Chordata; Mammalia; Primates; Lorisidae
Gene: MAMDC4
Product: MAM domain containing 4
Exons: 27
Coding region: 1856-5662 (1268 amino acids)
Cellular component (GO): membrane
Molecular function (GO): protein binding
Source: RefSeq, a predicted model, not a curated record
UCCAGGGCCCCAACUGAAGCAGGUAGGUAAGAGAGCACAGGAGCAGCAGGUUCCCCUCACCCAUGUUCCCCCCAGCUCCACCCUGGAGGCCCCCAGGAAUGUCAGUGCACACUCAGCCCUUUGGGGUCUGAUAAAGGGGCCACGGCCCUGUUUAUGGCCUGAUGGCACCUGUACUCCCUGCUGUCCCCAAGGACAUCUGGGAGGAGGCCUGACAAGCCCUUGCGCAAGGAGUCAGUGUCUGAUCUCUUGGGCCAGCCAAGGCCUGGGGCCCCCUGCCUUAAGCCCAUCCCAGGGUCUCCUGCAGAGAGAAGUGGACACCAGUAACCACUUUCCAGGCUGGGCCAUGGGUAGGGUGUGAGCUCUACCUUGGGAUCCCACACACAGUAACUAGGGGGCAGUUAUGGCAGGGUGAAGCAUUGCAGGACAGCUGGGGGUUGAGGCACAUUUGUCUACAUGGGUGCCCUUUGCCAGCAUUGCGUGGGCCUUUGUCACCCUACCGGGUCCUCCAGGCAGCCUCUCCUGGCAGGUGCUAUUUCCACAGACCAGAAAAGCAGCUUGGGCAAGACAAAUUCCCAAGAGUGCACAGUAGCAAGUCACAGGCAGACCCUGGCUCCAAAUGCCACACCCCUCAAAGCCCUGAAGUGCCCCCAACCAACCCUCUUUUCCAUGAAGACCAGAAGUUUCUGAGUUCACAGGGUCCCUGUGCCUGGUACCACUCAGCACCUGGCUUCUCAGGAUAGUUGGAGAAGGAUGAACCUGUGCUGGGGUGAUAUCUCCAGCCUGUGUGACAGGCAGGACAGGCUCACAGCACACACACUGGGCUCCUGCUUGCUGCUGCAGGGACAGGUUCAGUCUCCACCUCCUUGGCCAGCCCUGUGGUGGGGCCAGAGACACAGUGAGACUAUGGCAGUCCUUGCCACCCCCACACUACCACAUAAAGUCCUUGGGUGGGGGGGGCGGGCCUGGGUCCCUCCCUCUUCCAGUGGGAGCCUCCACCCUGCAGGGCAAGAUGGGUGAACAAGAUGGUUGGGGUCUGACCUUCAGUCUGCGGGAGCUGGACAGGUGGGAGCUGACCCUGGACCAGGGGCCACCUCCUGAGACAUUUACAGCCAGAUGUGUGGUGCCAUCAGCACUGGGUGGGGCCAGACCGAGGGGCCACAGGUUCAGAAGGGGCCGAGCCCCUCCAGUUAAAGCUGGAGGGACUGUGGGGCCACUGCAGACUGAUAACUGGACAAAGUCCCCACCAAGCUGCCCAGCUUCACACCCCUCAAUCCCUUUGGCCUGACCAUGAGUCUUCUUGGCCACCUCCUGCCCAGCCUGCUCCUGCUUGUAGGUGAGUUGUCUGGUCCCACUCUUGUAGCAGGAUGGGGGCUCUGGGUUCUCAGCCUACUAUCUGGAUGGUGGUAAUAGACACUGGAGCUGAUGCCUGAGCCCCUGAAGAAGCAGGGGUGCAAGGCACUGCCCUAGAUGGCCUAUGUAGGAAGACCUGGGAGAAUGCAGGACAAACCAUAGGGUCCAGGAGAUGGUCCAGCUCCCCAGAGCCUGUCUACCACCCUUGAACUGGGUGGAACCCGGGGGGUCCCUGGAUCCCCUUUGAUGCAUCCCUUUGGGGGCACUAUCCUGGCCAGCCCCUCCACUUUGUUGUUGGGAGCCCUGUCAGGGUCUUGGCCCCUUGCGUGCCCAUACCUCUCUCCCCAUCCCAAUGUGCAGCUUCUUCAGAGUAGGAUCCUGGGGACGUCCCUGCUUAAUCCCAACAUGGACCCUGGAUGGCAGCUCUCUGUAGGGCCCAACACCCUCCCUGUCUCAUGUCCUGGGCCUGAGCCAAAAAAAACUGGACAGUCCUGGGCAAAGGGAGAUGACUGAUCACCUGCCCCCAGGCCACCUGGCUGUCUCUCUGCCAGCAGCAGGGGCGCUGGGCUGGGCCUGGGUCCCCAGCCACUGCAGACCCCCCAAUGAGGCCGUGUGCAACUUCCUGUGUGACUGCAGCAGCUGCUCAGAUGAAGCCCAGUGUGGUCACCAGGGGGCCUCGCCUGCCCUGGGCACCCCGUUCUCCUGCAACUUUGAGCAGGACCCCUGUGGCUGGCAGGAUAUCAGUACCUCAGGCUACAGCUGGAUCAGAGACCGGGCAGGGGCCACUCUGGAGGGUCCUGGGCCUCACUCAGACCACACUCUGGGCACUGACUUGGGUUGGUAUAUGGCUGUUGGGACACACCGAGGGAAGGAGGUGUCCACUGCUGUCCUGCGCUCCCCUACUCUGCGUGAGGCAGCCCCCACCUGUGAGCUGAGGCUCUGGUACCAUGUGGCAUCUGGAGACGUGGCUGAGCUGAGGCUGCAGCUAACCCAUAGCACGGAGACACUCACGCUGUGGUGGAGCUCAGGACCCUGGGGCCCUGGCUGGCAGGAGCUGGCAGUGAACACCGGCCGCAUCCACGGUGACUUCCGAGUGACCUUCUCUGCCACCCGAAAUGCCACCCACAGGGGCACUGUGGGCUUGGACGACCUGGAGUUCUGGGGCUGUGGUCUGCCCACCCCCCAGGCCAGCUGCCCCCCAGGGCACCACCACUGCCAGAACAAGGCCUGCAUAGAGCCCCACCAGCUGUGUGACGGGGAAGAUAGCUGUGGGGACCUGUCUGACGAGGACCCACUCACCUGCGGCCACCACAUGGCCACCAACUUUGAGACAGGCCUGGGCCCAUGGAACCACUUGGAGGGCUGGGUCAGGAACCACAGCAAUGCCAGCCCUGAGCACCCUGCCUGGCCACACCGAGACCACAGCCAGAACAGUGUGAGAGGCUCAUUCCUGGUCUCCCUUGCUGAGCCCAGCAGGCCUGCUGUCCUCUUCAGCCCCAAGUUGCAGGCCUCAGGCCCCCACAACUGCUCGUUGAUCUUCUAUCACUACCUGCAUGGGUCCGAGGCCGGCUGCCUCCGGCUGUUCCUGCAGACUCUCCUGCCCAGCAGCCCCCCAGCCCCUGUGCUGCUGCGGAGCCGCUGUGGGGAGCUGGGGGCUGCCUGGGUCCGAGACCGCAUUGACAUGCAGAGUGCCCACCCCUUCCAGAUCCUCCUGACUGCGCAGACAGGCCCAGGAGGUGUGGUGGGCCUGGACGACCUCAUCCUAUCUGACCACUGUCAACUGGUCCCAGAGCUGACAGCCCUGCAGACGCUGCCUCCUACACCCUGGGCCCAAGCCCCUGAGCUCCCACCCUCUGGCCCAUGGUUCCAGAAUGCCUGCAGUCCAGGGCAUCUCUCCUGUGGGGACCUGUGUGUGCCCCCAGAGCAGCUGUGUGACUUCCAGCAGCAGUGUACAGGGGCUGAGGAUGAGCAGGAGUGUGGAACCACAGAUUUUGAGUCCCCCAUGGCCGGGGGCUGGGAGGAUACCAGUGUGGGGCGGUUGCAGUGGCAGCUGUCUGCCCAGGGGACUGCUGCAGGUGAGACCAAGUCCUCACAAGAGCAGCCAGAACCUGCCCAUAAGUGGCAUCCCUGGAGGGAGGGGUCUCUGCCCUGCCGCUUGACUAGGGGAGGCCUCUGGAUCAAGGCCUCUGAGAGACAGAGGGUGCCCUGGAAGGAAUCAGGCUCUGAGGGCACUGCUUUGCCUUUAGGGCACUUCCUAUCUCUGCAGAAGGCCUGGGGGCAGCUGAGGCCUGAGGCUCGUGUCCUCAGCCCUGCCCUGGGCCCCUCUGGUCCCCACUGUGAGCUCCACUUGGCUUACUACUUCCUGAGCCAGCCCCAAGGUUUCCUAGCAUUGGUCGUGGUGGAUGGCAGCUCCCGGGAGCUUGUGUGGCAGGCCCCAAGCAGUAGCACUGGAGGCUGGAAGAUGGACAAAACCCUUCUGGGGGCACGCCGCCGGCCCUUCCGACUGGAGUUCAUUGGCCUACUGGACUUGGAUGGCCCUGGCCAACAGGGGGCUGGGGUGGACAAUGUGACCUUGAGAGACUGCAGCCCCACGGAGACCACCGAGAGAGACAGAGAGGUCUCCUGUAACUUUGAGCGAGACACAUGCAGCUGGUACACAGGCCAUUUCACAGAUGCACACUGGCACCGGGUCCAGAGCCAUGGUCCUGGGUAUGACCACACCACUGGCCGAGGCCACUUCAUGCUCCUGGACCCCACAGAGCCCCCAGCCCGGGACCAUGGUGCCCACCUGCUCUCCCAGCCCCAGGUCCCAGUGGCCCCCAUAGAGUGCCUCAGCUUCUGGUACCACCUCCAUGGGCCCCAGAUCGGGACACUGCGUCUAGCCUUGAGACGGGAAGGGGAGGAGGACACACUCCUGUGGUCACGGUCAGGCACCCACGGCAACCGCUGGCACGAGGCCUGGGCCACCCUUCACCACCAGCCUCACUCCCACACCCAGUACCAAUUGCUGUUCGAGGGCCUCCGGGACGGGUACCAUGGUACCAUGGCCCUGGACGAUGUGGCCCUGCGGCCUGAUCCCUGCUGGGCACCUAAGCACUGCUCCUUUGAGGACGCAGGGUGUGGCUUCUCCACUGGAGGCCAAGGUCUAUGGAAGUGCCAGACCAACGCCUCGGGCCAGGCUACCUGGGGCCCCCAGACAGACCACACCACAGAAACGGCUCAAGGACACUACAUGGUGGUGGACAUGAGCCCAAAUGCACUGCCACAGGGCCACGUGGCCACCCUGACAUCAGAGGAGUACAGGCCCCUGGCCCAGUCCGCCUGCCUGACCUUCUGGUACCACUUGAGCCCCCGCAACCCAGGCACCCUACGGGUCCACAUGGAGCAGAAUGGGAGACGCCAGGUCCUCAGCAUCAGUGCCCAAGGCGGGGCUGUCUGGCGCCUGGGCAGCGUGGAUGUGCAGGCUGGGCAGGCCUGGAGGGUGGUAUUUGAGGCCGUGGCCGCAGGCGUGGGGCCCUCCUACGUGGCCCUAGAUGACCUGUUUCUUCAGGAUGGGGCUUGCCCUCGGCCAGGUUCUUGUGACUUUGAGACUGGCCUGUGUGGCUGGAGCCACCUGGCCUGGCCUGGCCUAAGUGGGUACAGCUGGGACUGGAGCAGUGGUGCUACACCUUCCAGUUACCCCCAACCCCCUGUAGACCACACCCUGGGCACAGAAGCAGGCCACUUUGCCUUCUUUGAAACCAGUGUACUGGGCCCCGGGGGGCAGGCGGCCUGGCUGCGCAGUGAGCCCUUGCCGGCCACCCAGGCCUCCUGUCUCCGCUUCUGGUACCACAUGGGCUUUCCCGAGCAUUUCUACAAGGGGGAGCUGAGGGUACUGCUGGCCAGCACCCACGGCCAGCUGGCUGUGUGGGGCCAGGGCGGGCACCGGAGGCACCAGUGGCUGGAGGCCCAGGUUGAGGUGGCCAGCACUGAGGAGUUCCAGAUUGUUUUUGAAGCCACUCUGAGCGGCCAGCCUGCCCUGGGACCCAUUGCCCUGGAUGAUGUUGAGUACCAGGCUGGGCACCGCUGCCAGGGGACUGUGCCCAGCCAGGGGCACACAGCCACACCCGGGUCUGUGCAAGCUGCAGUCACUGGCGCCCUACUCCUCUUCAUGCUCCUGGUGCUGCUGGGGCUUGGAGGCCGACUCUGGCUUCAGAAGACAGGAGGCUGCCCCUUCUGGAGUGACAGGGAACCUAUGGCCUCUGGCUUUGACAACAUCCUCUUCAAUGCAGAUCAUGUCACCCUCCCAGCAUCUGUCACCAGUGACCCAUAGACCACCAGACGAGGCUCUGGCUCCUCACACAAGCACCUUGCCAGUCAGACGCCAGCGGGCAUUGAAUGCCUACCCACUGCUGGUCAAACUGCAGGUCUCAGGACGUGCCUAGCCUGUGUGUCCCUUUCCUGGUCCCGUGACUCCAUGAAGAAAUACCCUGGCCCAUGAGUCUGGGCAUGUGGGACAAAGGCCAACACACCCACACACUGCCAGCCAGCAGGGAGGGGCUCCAAGGACUUCAGACCCAAUACACUCAGGAUAUGUGCACCUCCUUGCUUAUACAGCCCAAGACAGGAUAUAGACAGGCACAAGGAGCACCCUGGCAGCAUCAGGAAGCCAGUGCCCCAGGCCAGGUGGGAAACAAACUGGCACAGGGACAGAGAAAACAGCAAAACCUUUCUGGAGUGUGGCAACAGAGCUGGCCUGGUGGGAGAGGAAUGUCACACUGUGUCCUGUACACAAUAAAGAAGCCUGCCUCGGGUGGCACCUGUGGCUCAAAGGGGUAGGGCGCCGGCCCCAUAUGCCAGAGGUGGUGAGUUCAAGCCCAGCCUCGGCCAAAAACUGCAAAAAAAAAAAAAAGCCUGCCUCACUGUCCCUGUCAGAGGAUCCUGAGUACCCUAUCCCUGAUCAGAGACCCCAUGUCCACUGUCUACCUUCAUGGUGCUGUCCCUACUUGCCCACUGUCCAUGCAAAGGUCUCAGCAAUCCCUGGCUACAGGUCAUUAAGCCAAGGUUCCCUUGUACCCCAAAGCCCUGAACAGGCUGAUCCCUGGCCUUGCUCAGCUUCCAGGCUCAGGAGGGAAGGGGACUCUCCGGAGCUGUGUCUCAAUUGAGACACAGCCCUGCUGCAGCAGCUUGGGUGUUGAGGCCUGAGAGGGCUGGCUUCCCACUGCUGUCCCAAGGCAGGGCAGUGACAAUCACACCUAGGCAGCCAUGUACUCUGUUCCCACCCACAGGAAGGCUCUGCCCUAGUUCAAAGACACUCAUCUGUCCCAAGGAGCCAUCAAUGUCCUAGUGGGCACAGCAGGACCCCUGCCUGUCCUGAGAGCUCAGGCCUAGGGAGGGCAGCAACUGGGAGCAGCUCACACUGUCCUGAACAUUCAGGAAACAUGAGACUGCCCAAUGUCCCAGCAGAUAACUACAGAGGGGGACCAAGACUCAGAGACCCUUUCUCCCCACAGCUGUGGUCCAGCCUGUGAGGCACUGGUGGCAGGCCUGGGCGCUGGCAGAAAUGAAGCACCUGCAGCAGGAUAUGCUACUGGCAGGAAGGGCACAAGCUUUAAACGCAGCGCCAGUAACAUCCUCAGUCCCCACUUUGUGCUUCUGA